Molecule: messenger RNA, 459 nt
Organism: Echinostoma caproni
Lineage: Eukaryota; Metazoa; Platyhelminthes; Trematoda; Plagiorchiida; Echinostomatidae
Source: the annotation of a GenBank genome assembly
AUGAUGGCCAUAGGGAUCUAUUCAUUUUUGGAUAAUCUCCUGGCCCAUAUACCAACGCGAUCGGAUAUUGAUAUUGGUCCAGCACAAAAUUCGACGAAUCGUGAGACCAGCCUCAACGAUCAGGAGAAUGUUGGCCUAAGAUCGAACGUGAGUGAUGUAGCAGUGAUCGACACCGGCUUGAGAACGGAUUUAUCAGCGGAUAGACAAGAAAGAGUACGUUGGAUCCCACAUUUCUCCACGUGGACAAUUCACGAAGGUGUGCCCGUAAGAGAGAAUGGAGUUACUGAAUCAGACUUAAUGAAUGUGACUGCUUCGCAAUUAAACGAUGAACCACUUGAGCCUCUUGAUCCCUUAGAACCACCGGCAAAAAUCGAAGUUGCACCAGGUGGAUAUCCAGAGGAGAUUUUCAUUUAUCUGUCAGAUCGGGAAAAAUUGGAUUAUAUGUGCUCUAUUUGGUGA